CAUCCGCCUCUCUGUUCUUGUCCCUCCCCAUGUGUCCCAGUGUUUUCUGAAGCCCCUCCAGCACCCCCACAGGACAUCCAGGUAGAUAACUGGCUGCUGAGAUGGAGUCCUGACCCUGACGACGGAGAUGUCACCUACACCGCUCAAUACAGCAGCUUUGACAGUUUUGUGUGGACAGAUGUUCCAUACUGUGUCCAUACAUCUUUAAAUUCCUGCAAUGUCAGUUCCAUCAAAGCUAGGAGUGAGUACGGCUGCGUGAUGCUGCGUGUGCAAGCAGAGAGGCAUGGGCAGAACUCCCCAUCAGUCCAAGCCUGUAGCAAACAUGGUCACCUCUGUACUCCGGACUUUAUUCUCACUGCGAGUCCUGGCUCCCUCACUGUACAUUUGAGUAGGAACACCACUUUUCUUCGGGAACAUGCCGACCAUGCAAAGUACAGGGUUUACUAUGGCAAGAAAGGAGAGGCCCUCCAGGAUUAUAAAGAUGGUCCGGCCUCAGUGACCAUUGAUGAGCUGCAGGAGGGACAGCGGUACUGUACUAGGGUGCAGUACCUGUAUUUCAAACAAACCGAGGGACUACCCACCUGUACCCAGUGUGAGCUCAUCCCCGAGUCAGACUCCAGACGGACAGUCACCAUAGUCUCUGUGGUGCUUGUGGGCGUCCUGCUCCUUGUGUUUCCUGUGAUAGCGUACUUCUUCCUCUUCCAGCGUGGGAGAUUCAAACGUUGGUUGCAACCUCAAUACACGUUCCGAGAACACGUAAGCUUAAACACAACCCCUCAAUCACACUGUACACACUGUUUCAGACAGCGAAUAUACAAUACACACACACAGCAAAUUCAUUUUUCAAUUGGACCGAGAUUGGACUGUUAUCCUAAAGGUAAAAAAGGCAUCCAUCA
This is a messenger RNA of Notothenia coriiceps (black rockcod), 896 nucleotides long. It is a transcript of the gene ifngr2, whose product is annotated as interferon gamma receptor 2. The annotation marks the transcript as partial. The transcript is spliced from 5 exons. Gene Ontology annotation, cellular component: plasma membrane. Gene Ontology annotation, molecular function: cytokine receptor activity; protein binding. The record is from RefSeq and is a predicted model, not a curated record. Gene Ontology annotation, biological process: cytokine-mediated signaling pathway. Lineage: Eukaryota; Metazoa; Chordata; Actinopteri; Perciformes; Nototheniidae.